AUGGCUAAGGAAAACCAAUCCUUGACAACUGAGUUUAUUCUCAUAGAAUUUACAGAUCAUCCAGUCCUGAAGGUCCUUCUGUUUCUGGUGUUCCUGACCAUCUAUCUGAUCACCAUGGUGGGGAAUCUUGGCCUGGUGGCAUUGAUUUGUAUGGAACGUCAUCUUCACAUACCAAUGUACAUCUUUCUGGGUAACCUCGCUCUGAUGGAUUCCUGUUGUUCCUGUGCCAUCACCCCCAAGAUGUUAGAGAAUUUCUUUUCUAAGGACAGAAUGAUUUCCCUCUAUGAAUGCAUGGCUCAAUUUUAUUUUCUCUGCUUUGCUGAAACUGCAGACUGCUUUCUUCUGGCAGCAAUGGCCUAUGAUCGCUAUGUGGCCAUCUGCAACCCACUACAGUACCACACCAGGAUGUCAAAGAAACUCUGCAUUCAGAUGAUCACUGGGGUCUACAUAGCUUGUAACCUGCAUUCUAUGAUUCAUGUAGGACUUCUAUUAAGGUUAACUUUCUGCAUGUCUAGUCAAAUUGACCACUUUUUUUGUGAUAUUCUUCCACUAUAUAGACUCUCCUGUACUGACCCUUACAUCAAUGAACUAAUGAUAUAUAUUUUUUCAAUGCCAAUUCAAAUCUUCACCAUUGCCACUGUCUUGGUCUCUUAUAUUUGCAUCCUUUUCACUGUUUUCAAAAUGAAAUCCAAAGAAGGGAGAGGCAAAGCCUUAUCAACUUGUGCAUCCCACUUUUUAUCUGUCUCAAUAUUCUACAUUUGUCUUCUUAUGUAUAUUCGACCAUUUGAAGAAGGGAGUAAAGAUAUACCAGUGGCAGUUUUUUACACAAUAGUAAUUCCUUUAUUAAACCCUUUUAUUUAUAGCCUGAGAAAUAAGGAGGUGGUAAAUGUUCUGAAAAAAAUUAUGAGGAAUUAUAAUAUUCUUAAACAAACAAUCCUCCAUGGAAAACUGAUUUUAAUUUAUUAA
Messenger RNA from Hippopotamus amphibius kiboko, 966 nucleotides. Its product is annotated as olfactory receptor 5K4-like. Gene Ontology annotation, molecular function: olfactory receptor activity; G protein-coupled receptor activity; odorant binding. Gene Ontology annotation, biological process: G protein-coupled receptor signaling pathway; sensory perception of smell. Gene Ontology annotation, cellular component: membrane. NCBI's taxonomy places the organism in Eukaryota, Metazoa, Chordata, Mammalia, Artiodactyla, Hippopotamidae. The transcript has a single exon. Bases 1 to 966 code for a protein of 321 amino acids. The record is from RefSeq and is a predicted model, not a curated record.